Molecule: messenger RNA, 533 nt
Organism: Elgaria multicarinata webbii
Lineage: Eukaryota; Metazoa; Chordata; Lepidosauria; Squamata; Anguidae
Product: small ribosomal subunit protein uS12-like
Exons: 3
Coding region: 16-486 (156 amino acids)
Biological process (GO): translation
Cellular component (GO): cytosolic small ribosomal subunit; ribosome
Molecular function (GO): structural constituent of ribosome
Source: RefSeq, a predicted model, not a curated record
AAUUGUCUUCAGCUGAUGCCUAAAGAUAAAACGCUUCUUCUUUGUUUUGUUCUUUUAGGCAAGUGUCGUGGGCUUCGUACCGCCAGGAAGCUGCGCAGUCACCGACGUGAUCAGAAGUGGCAUGACAAGCAAUACAAGAAGGCCCAUCUGGGUACCGCUUUGAAGGCCAACCCUUUUGGGGGAGCUUCCCAUGCCAAAGGAAUCGUCCUGGAAAAAGUUGGUGUGGAAGCUAAGCAGCCAAAUUCUGCCAUCAGGAAGUGUGUCCGAGUCCAACUCAUCAAGAAUGGCAAGAAAAUAACAGCCUUUGUUCCUAAUGAUGGUUGUUUGAAUUUCAUUGAGGAGAAUGAUGAAGUCCUGGUUGCUGGUUUUGGUCGGAAGGGUCAUGCUGUUGGUGACAUUCCAGGCGUUCGCUUCAAAGUUGUUAAAGUAGCCAAUGUUUCUCUAUUAGCAUUGUACAAAGGCAAGAAAGAGAGACCCAGAUCCUAAUUCUGUGAUACUGCAUAGAGUUUUAAUAAACAUUUUCAUUUUUACAA